AUGACGUCGUCGCUCCCUAUGGCCCAAUUUGCUCCAUUCGUGUCCGUGGUGAGCCCCUCGUUCUGGAAUACCCUUUCUCAUCUUAAACUCAAUGAGUACCAACUCAAUGAUGAGCUGAUUCCUGUCCGAGCAGACUACAGCCCCAUUCGUGCCAUUGUUGAUCGAACCACGGGUACAUUGUUGGGGGCAGGUUGUCGUAUCCGCCUUGGAAGUGAGGGACUCGAUGUGCUAGAGUCAGGAGCCUCGUCAAAAUCACAAGCCCAAACAGCCAUUACAAUGUGUGGCUAUGUGAAGAACUUUAAUACUAUGCAAGAGUUCAAAGCAGCCGACAAGCCUGCAUAUUUUUACCAAAUCGCAGAGGAGAUUUGGCGGCGACUUUUGGAGGAUGAAACAGAUGACCCUAACGAGUUUUUACUACUCACCUACGCCGAUUUGAAAGACUACAAAUACUAUUAUUGGUUUGCUUUUCCUGCGCUUCUGACCAAGGCUCCAGGAUGGCAAAUGGAGCCGUAUCAGGAUGCUUUGUGGACUCCCGCCACAGCAAUGUUGGGACACGAUACCUAUGCACGUAUCGGUGAGAUCCUUGCUCAGCAUGGGCCCAUCUCCGCGUGCUUUGUGGAUGUACGUACGCCUCUAAAGAAAUAUGCGCUGCGCGAUGGUAUGGCAUUUUGUGAGAAAGUCCCGGAAGAUAGCAGGUUCUUGGUCUUUGUCGAUCCUUCCCAGCAUGAGCAAGUGCCUGGCUGGCCAUUGCGAAAUAUCUUGACAUAUGUCUAUGUACGGUUUGGCCUUGGGCGUAUCCGGGUUGUAUGCUGGAAAGACCCCAUUGGUGAGUCCGUAUCAGCGCCGCGGUCGAUGACAGGAACGAUGGUCCUUAAUACUAUGACACAUGCACCGUCAGAGACUGUCUCCUGGCAGGGCCGCGAUACCUAUUUGGUCCCUCGACCACACAUGCCUACUGUACCAGAUGCCGUGGGUUGGGAGAGGAACUCGCAAGGCCGCUUGGUGCCUAAGAUGGUGGCGUUGGGGGAAAUGCUCGAUCCAUAUUACCUUGCCGAUCGCGCUGUGGAUCUCAACUUGAAGCUGAUGCGUUGGCGAGUCGUGCCGGACUUGGCCCUGGAGACCAUUCAAAGCGCAGAAACGUUGUUGAUUGGGGCAGGGACCUUGGGAUGCUAUGUCGCUCGCUCCUUACUGGGCUGGGGCAUCCGGCAUAUUACACUCGUGGACAAUGGACAUGUGUCGUACUCCAAUCCAGUGCGCCAGCCACUGUUUGAGUUUACGGACUGCCUCGAUGGCGGACGGCCCAAAGCCGAAGCGGCAGCAGAAGCGUUACGGCGUGUAUUUCCAGGAGCCAAAACGCAAGGUGUCAACUUGGCAGUUCCGAUGCCAGGACAUCCCAUCCCUGCAGCGCACCGCGCGAAAACUGUGGAAGCCAUUCGAACACUAGAAACACUUGUUCGGCAGCAUGAUAUUAUAUACCUCCUCACGGAUUCACGCGAGUCACGAUGGCUGCCUACUAUGCUAGGUGCAGCUCACAAUAAAUUGGUCAUUAAUGCUGCGCUGGGGUAUGAUUCGUAUCUGGUUAUGCGGCAUGGAGUGCAAAGUGUGGAUCGUCUAGGCUGCUACUUUUGCAGCGAUGUGGUCGCCCCCUCCGACUCCCUCACUGAUCGUACCUUGGAUCAGAUGUGUACAGUAACACGGCCAGGUCUAGCAGCCAUUGCCGCGGCCACAGCCGUGGAGCUCAUGGCGUCACUGCUGCAACACCCUCUUGCCGCCCAAGCCCCUGCCAUGUCCGAGCAAGACGAUAUGCCGUCACUGGGUAUGGUACCGCACCAAAUUCGCGGGUACUUGGCUCGAUUCCAGACGAUGACCUUAUCCAGUCGCGCCUUCCAUCAAUGUACAGCGUGCGCGCCGGAUAUUGUGGCGGCCUACGAGCAGGAUGGCGUGGAUUUUGUGUGUGCCGUAUGCGAUGACCCUGCAAUUCUUGAGCACAUUUCACACUUGGAUGAACUCAAAGCCGAUGUCGAUACCAAAGAGAUUGACUUGGAUUGGAGUAGUGACGAGGAUUAA
Molecule: messenger RNA, 2067 nt
Organism: Malassezia pachydermatis
Lineage: Eukaryota; Fungi; Basidiomycota; Malasseziomycetes; Malasseziales; Malasseziaceae
Product: e1-like protein-activating
Exons: 4
Coding region: 1-2067 (688 amino acids)
Biological process (GO): protein modification by small protein conjugation; cellular response to nitrogen starvation; piecemeal microautophagy of the nucleus
Cellular component (GO): phagophore assembly site; cytoplasm
Molecular function (GO): Atg12 activating enzyme activity; Atg8 activating enzyme activity
Source: RefSeq, a predicted model, not a curated record